UUGUUCGCGGCGGUCGGCGUAAAAGCUGUCGAGAAUACAGGAGACACGUCGGCAUAAAGAGGAGGAAGACACUGCGCGUGCGCGCUGCGGGACAACAUUUCGAACGCGUUUAUCCCCAUUCAAUGUCCAACAUUCCUGACCAUAUUCCUGUGGACUUAUUUCUGGCGUGUCGUGCAGGAGAAGAUGUCCCCCUGCGUCCUGUUCGCGAUGCUCUGCAACCUCCCUCUCGCUCUGGGUUGGGUCGUACUGGGUGAAAGAGAAGAAGUCCAGAUGGUUUGCGCUGGUAAGGAAUUCAGUUUGCCCGUCUACUCUACGUCAAGGACCGUGACUUUUACUCCUAAUGCUGCAGGACCGAGGCGCGUCCUCCUCGAGAAGACAGUUGUGAACGACCCUCGUUUUGAGUGGACAAAGGAUAAAAUGCUGCUUCUGAAAAAUGUCACUCAUGCGGACCAGGGUCUUUAUUCUAUCAAACUGUCUUCUGGAUUCACCUAUGAGACUGUUCGUCUGACGGUUUCAGAGUGCAUCAAGUCCUACUACAGAAACUAUGGGGAAAACUUUGAGCGCAAUAUCCCCGAAAAUGGCUUCGUGCUAGAGUUUGCUCCCCGAGGUGCUCCAGCCGAGGCAAUGCCAAUAGUCCUGUGGAACCGAACCGAUCCUGAUACUGGCGUUGUGGGUCGUGGCCGGCUGCUGCGAGACGGGAGGAUCUGGGUGGCAGACAGAGUCACGCAAGCCGACCAAGGCAACUACACAGUGAGAGACGCUGAGGGCAAAGUGUUGUCUCGCAGCACACUCACAGUCCGUGGACACACUUUCAAUGUGACCCGCUUCACCAAAGAGUCCCUGAACCUCCCCCUCUUCCUCCCUGUCCCACGUGCUUACCUUAUCUUCACCCCCACCCGACACCCCGACGAACCCUCCUUGGGCCCUUUCGACUCCAAGCCCCCGCGCAGUCCCGUGCAGUUAAUGCGCGAGGGCCACAUCACGGACCACGACAUGCGGUACAGGGGCCUGGUCUCCGUGGGCAGGAAUGGGUCCACGAACGAAGUGGUCAUAGCAAGGUUGACCUCGAGGCACGACGGAGUCUAUGAGAUCAGAGACAUUAAUGGAAAUCUGGUGUCGUCCACCUUGUUGCAGGUGAUUGAAAGGGGGGGCAGGUGGCGAGCACUUCUCAAGUCCAUCACUGUCCCUUCCGGGAUGUUUGUGUCGCUGGCCGGUUUCAUCCUGUUCAUGAAGCGCUACCCCAACUGCAGCCUGUCGCAGAUCAUCGCCUGCCUCAGAACGAACCGCACACCCCAAGCCCAGCAGCCCCCGAGGGUCAACAUCCAGAACUACAGCCAGCCAAGCCCUCAGCCUGCAGGCUACUACAAUCACGGCCAGCAGCAGGGGACGCCGAGAAAAUGGACUCCAAGAGCCAGUCCGGUUCAUACAGGUUACACUCCCGUUAUGGUUGCAACUCCAUCUCGGCUCACUCCUGUUCAUGCGAGGGCUGAAAAUUUUGAAGGACAAAGUUCACCUUCGCUGAGCUCCCUCUGCCGCAAUGCAACUGCUGAGCAGGAAAUGCUUAAUGAGGAAGAGAGGAGGAUUUCCUUUCCGGUGGCUGGAGCAUCCGAUUGCCUGCAGUCUUCUGAGGGUUGCGUUCAAUUCCAGAUCAAUAAGGAACCAGUUCGAGACAGGCAGAGCAACACGAAUGGGUUUUAUUCUGCACUACCGCUGGACACUGAUACGUCGGAUGCCUGCAGCGUUUACACUUCUGAGAAGCUGAACUUCUUAUAGUGGAUGGAGUGGUGGCAGAGAAAGCAUGUGGACAAAGUUGGAGAGAAGAAACAACUCACGUGUGCCUUUAUUGUGCCUGAAGCCUAAAUUGUACUUCCAGUGAUUUUGACAUCCCAUCCAUGCAUGUCAUGAUUGUCAGUGUAAUGGUAUUUUUGAAGCAUGAGCUGAAUAUUAUCCUUUCUGCUUCAUACAUUUAUUCACUCUGACUGUGCUGGACAUUGUGAAGUCUCUGCUGUCCUCAGAUGCUACCUACCUCCAGACCCUCAGGACCACCGUGAUAUGCACUGUAUAUAUUUGCUGAAACUGUUUGCGUGUGCGCCCAGUGAACUUUCUGCAUAUGUAGGAUUUUCAGUAGAAAUGUGUCUAUUUGAUACUGUAUAAGCGAUUGCAAAAGGGAAUAUUAACUUAUUGUACUAAUACCGUAAAGGAAUUUAUUCUUGUCCUCAUGUUUAUCUCUUAAAUUAUCAUAUCUGUGGUGUUAAAUCGUUUUACCAUAACUCCCGAAGCACCGUACAACUUUAACAUGAUGUAAAAAGUUCCAGCAAGUGUUGCAACGACUUGUGAACCUUGUCAAGAGCGAAAUGUCGACCAGCAAAUUCCUCCAAGUGACAAAACUCUGAACGUCAUAUUUUUUCAUUGUGAAAAAAUGUACCAUUCCUUUUGAAAUAAAUUUAUCGCUUAUCAGA
This is a messenger RNA of Syngnathoides biaculeatus (alligator pipefish), 2459 nucleotides long. RefSeq lists its product as uncharacterized. Lineage: Eukaryota; Metazoa; Chordata; Actinopteri; Syngnathiformes; Syngnathidae. The transcript is spliced from 11 exons. Bases 184 to 1773 code for a protein of 529 amino acids. The record is from RefSeq and is a predicted model, not a curated record.